Dibothriocephalus latus is the source of this 969-nucleotide messenger RNA. The record is from the annotation of a GenBank genome assembly. NCBI's taxonomy places the organism in Eukaryota, Metazoa, Platyhelminthes, Cestoda, Diphyllobothriidea, Diphyllobothriidae.
AUGAGCCGCUCUUCACAGCUACUCUACGUGAAUGAACGUUUGAUUUUGUUUUUACCUCUUUGGUGCUUGGCUAUUAUCCCCACACAGAGUUCUGAUCGUUGCGCGAACGUGUGGGACAUGCGGAGCGGCCAGUGCGUUCAAGUUUUUCAAGGCCACGACUCAGACGUCAAUGCUGUUCGUUUUUUCCCCAGUGGUGACGCGUUCGCCACCGCCUCAGAUGAUGCGACGAUUCGCCUUUUCGAUCUCCGCACAGAUCGAGAGUUGUGUGUAUAUAAAAAGGACAGUGUUAUUUUCGGGUGCAAUGCUGUGGACUUCUCCCUCAGUGGCCGGCUAAUAUUUGGUGGUUACAAUGACCACGUUUUGAAUGUUUGGGACGUCCUGAAGGGUAAACGGGUGUCCAUUCUCUACGGACAUGAAAACCGUGUUUCCUGCUUGAGAACAAGCCCUGACGGCAACGCUAUAUGUACGGGCAGUUGGGACACAACACUGCGGGUAUUUAAAACCGUGUAUGGCCUUUCCGAGGAUCCAACGAAUGACGUUGUUAAACAGAGUGGGCGACAGGGCGCAGUCUUGUCGAACAUCAGACCCGAUAUCAAACGACUGAGAGAGAUUGUUGUGGGCCAGAACUCGCGCGCUGGUGGAAUGAUAGUGGGCCUUGAUCAUGGGAAUGAUUUUGGUCGGUACUUCAUCUGCUUCAGUUAUUCGCCUCAGGGACUAACGAUGGAAGGAAUCGAACGCAGCGGCAAAGUCGACAAAAUAAACGGCCAUCGGCUGCUGAUAGCCAUGGCGGAAUUCCAGAAUGCGCCUCAGUCUGGAUAUCUGGUCUACAUAUCCACGUCUACCUCGGAAUCCGGCUGUGUUGAGCCUCGUCCUAGAGUCUCGUACAGAAUGAACUCUCCUGAGAAGGACAACAGUAAGGAGUUUUGCGACAUCAAGGCAUCUCGCACAUGGCAUUUUGGGCGCAGAUGA